AUGAUGGCGGCAGCGGGAUGCGGAUCAGCAACCGCGGCUGCCGUUGUGGGGGCGGGCGGCGUUGGUGCAGCGCGUGGUCGCUUCCCCGGUCGGCCGUGGUCGUCGCGGAGCCGUUUGCGCUCGGAGAAGCGAUGGCAGCUCGGCCGCUCCGGGACAGAUCAAGACGAGAUCUCCUCCAGCGGAGGCCCGAGGCCCACCUGCCUGGUGUUUGCGCUGAACGAGGACCAGUCCCACUUGCGCCUGCUCGGGAUCGAGGCGAGCUACAAGAGCCUGGGGGAGGCUGGAUACAGCUCGAGCGGGAGCGAGGAGGGAUCUGAAUUCAAAGGCUUUAAAGUUGAAGAUGAAGACGGCAGUGUCCCAGUUUGCCCUGUACGAAAUCCUUGUAGACGUAAUCGUGCAAAGUCGUCGAAGAGGAUACGUCAAAGGAAAGCUCCUGCAAUUGCUGCAUUGGAUAACACAGGUUCACAAGAUCCUCAAAAGGAUUCAGGUUCUGCACAGCAACUACACAGUCAGCAGCCUCUAAAGAACCCUGUAGUAGAUGAUGGUGGUGGUGAUGGUGGUGGGGGUGCUGAAGGAUCACAAAAAUCCUCUAAAUCCAGGAGGAAAAGGGGGUCAAUAAAACAGGAGCCUCAAUCAGCUCCAAGGAUCACCAUCAAGUUGGUGACUAAAAAGACCAUGGUCCCCUCAUCGCAACGUAAAUCUGGUAAAAAACGGAAGGGAAUAAAAUUCAAAUCUGAAAUUAUAGAGGAUCAAUGUACCCAAAUCUCAAGCGCUCAUGUGAAAUUAAAAACUAGCAUACCAGCCAGUGACUGCAAUAAUGGUGAGGCAAAAGAGGAGAUUUGUGCCAGAAGGCGAGGAAGAUCUGCAGACAAGAAAUUGGAAUCUGCUCCUCAAUCGGAUCCUGAGAAAGCGAACAAUGAGCAAAAACUGAAGUUGAGGAAAUCGACACGAAAGACUCAAAACUCGCUGCCCGGUGAAAGCACAGAGCCAAAAACAGAUGAAAAGCCAGAGCAAGAGGGUGCUGAAGUGAAUAAGCUUGUGAUUAGGAGACAGCGCAAAAGGUCCUCAAACUUUGCACAGGAGUCUGAAAACCAGAGUUUGGCAGAGUCGUUGUUGGAAGUCUCGACUAUUGAAGAAUCCAGGUCGCCAUCAAAAAAGAAAAAGGAGAAAAGGAAGAAAAAGAAGAAGAAGAAAAGCAAGGACUCAGAAAGGACUCGGGAAUCUGAUGAUUCCCAUGAAAAGUUCUUCUUCAACAGUGAUUUUGUCGGAAUUCCAAGUUUAAAGUUGACCAGAAUACGCAACCCUAAAACCAGAUCUCGCAAAAAGCGCUGCAGAGUUGUUUGGACUCUUACGCUGGUCAAAACCAAAAACAAAGAUACCCAAGAAAACGCAAGUAAAACAGAAGAAAGCCACAUCAAAGAGGCAGGACCUUCUUCUGAUCCUGUUGAGGAAGAUGUUUCUACAGAAGCAGAAUCCACGUCCCAGACUUCCAACACAUUGGAGGCUGACACAUCACAAGAGCAGCAAACCUUGGAAAUACCUGCCGACACUGAAAUUUCUGAAAAUGCAGAGAGCCCAAUGCCCAUUGAGGAGGUUGAAGAGACCUCAAAGGAGGAAAAUGAGGAGGUCCUGGAAAGAUCAGAAGCUGCUACAGAAGCACAUCCAGAAGAGGCCACUCAGACAGAUCCUGAAGAUCUGACAAGGAAAGAAAUCGUUCCUCCACUUCAAAUAAAGGUUGUCUGCUCCCCAGGCAAAAACAACAGUUUAAAGCAGUCCUUCUUGAUUCAGCAAGUCACAACUUCUCCUGAAAUAAAGGAACUCUCUGCAAAAGCUGAAGACCAUCAGAUAUCGGAGAAGACGGAGAAUGUGUUAAAAAUUACUCCGGUGCACAGAAGAAGGAAUCGGUUACGUCAAAACACUGCCCGGAAGAAGCGUGGAAAACAUAAACACUGGACAACAUACAGGCGUAAAUGUAAAACAAAUCCACCGAAAGAGAACCUCGCUUCUGAAAUUGAGGCUCAGGUGGAUGAGUCUCCAGUAUCGCCAUCAACAGUGCCAGCACCUUCCGAAUCGAAACCAAAUAUGCAGUUGGGUGAAGCUGAGCAUAAAAGUGAAAAAGGGUCCAUUUCACCUAAUACAGAACCCCAUCCACCUGAAGCAUCUGAACCACAGGUCAUUGAACAAACUGUUGAAUCUUCACCAACCAGUCCUGCACUUGUGACCGAGCCCCAACAGGAGAUAAAAGUGGAGGAGAAACCAUCAACUGAGAUUGAAGAGGUUUUAGAUGUAGAGGCUUCAGAGAGAGUUAAGCCACAGGUUCCUCGUCCCGUAAGGAGGCGAAUUAAACACGUCAGACGUAAACGUAGGGCUUUGAUUGGACGGAAGUUAAAAAAUCCAAGACUGAGACCGAAGGAGUUAGUUGAGGUUGAAGUUAGUGUAGAUUGUCCUCCAGUGAUGCCCUUAGAAGUAGAGGAGCCGAAACCACUCAAUCUGUUUUCAACAAAAUGCAAGAGGAAACGAAUUUCAAGUCGUCGGUGUAUAGGAAGUAAAAGAAAAAGAGUCAAGCUCCUGUCGAAGCCAUUGGAAAACACCAGUGAAGAUCAGAUGUCUAAGCAGGGAGACACGGAUUCAGUGAGCGAGAAACCAGAUCAAGACGUUCAGACCAGCAAAACCAAGUUCAUGAAAAACAUAAGACAUUUCAUAAUGCCAGUUGUGAGCGCCCGGUCCUCUCGGGUUAUCAAAACGCCAAAGAGGUUCAUGGAUGAUGCUGGUAUGUCUGACCUGCCCCGCAAGAACUCUGGGAAGAAGCUGGGUCUGCAACCGAGAACAAAGAGACAAGAUUCUAGUGACAAGGGUGAACCUGAAUCCCUUCAGUCUCAGGAUGAAGAUGAUGAUGAUGAUGAUGAUGUGAGUGAAACUCGGACCGAUUUUGAUUUGUCUUCCACCCUGGAAUCAAAACCCAAAUCAACCGAUGACAAUGAGGAUUUUGGUGUAGAAACACCUUCUGGGAAAAGGCGCUCGCUGCUCCGAGAUCCCGGUUUUAAAUGGGGAGUGCUGGAACCUGCCAGUGAGGAUGUGUAUACUUUUGAUGAAGACCUUGACAAAGAGCUGGAGACCUUGUUAUCUGCCAAAGAUUUUUCAGUGGAUGCAUUACUCGCCCCUGUCCAAAAGAAGAAAAGGUCCACGAAAUUCAAAGCGCAGUCAUCGAAAUUGAAGUUAUACAAAAAGCUGAAACUCAAACAGAGUCUCGCAAAGCGCCAAAAGACCCCAGCAGGUGAAAUUAAAAAAGUUGUUUCGCUCCCUGCCAAGGCAAAGAAGACAGAAUUGGAAAAAGGUGCCAGUUUAAUCCAGUCUCUCAGAGACAUGAAGAGGGAAAAAGCCAAACUUAAGAUUGAGGAUCUCAACACCCCUGGGGUUGUUCGCAAAGUCUCCAUCUGUGUCCGAGCUCUUAGUUCCAAGUUGCUAGCGCAACACCAGACAAAAGACAUCGAAGAGGAUGAACUGACAGAUGAAUUCUCCAUUCAUACAGACAUCUCGCUUCCCAACAAAUGUAAAGACUUUGAUAAACUGCAUCUGGCAGAAUCUAAAGGUCUGACUUCUGAGGAAGCUGCGGAAAACGCGCUUGACGUUGAAGAGAAAGUCGCCUCUCAUCGUCCUCGCCUUACAGGAGCUAACAAGCGCAUGUUCAACCUCCUUAAGAAAGCCAAGGUCCAACUCAUCAAAAUAGACCAGCAAAAACAGUUAAAAUCGUCUGGGCUCUUGCCAGAAGGUAGGAUCACAGCAACAAAGAGGCAGAGACGAAAACCAAAGGAACGGCGUGAAAAUGCCUGUCCUGACAAGACUGAUGCCUCUUCAGAGCAGGAGCCUGCCAGAGGAGGACCGCGCAUUAAACACGUUUGCAGGGCUGCAGCUGUGGUUUUGGGGCAACCUCGUGCCAUAGUCCCGGAUGACAUCCCGCGACUGAGCGCGCUACCCCUGCACGAGAGAUCAGACAUAUCCCCUACACCUGCAGAGAAAGGUGUUGAGUCUCACUCUGAUCCAGAAAGCCCUGCAUUACAAGAACACAGGACACCAAAGUUUCGCAAAAGUAGAGCUCAUCUGCUCGCGAGCCGAAACCGAAGGUGUGGCGAGUGUAAAGGUUGCCACCAUGAAGAGGACUGUGGCAGGUGCAUAAAUUGCCUGGAUAAACCCAAAUUUGGUGGCCCCAACACGAAGCGGCAGUGUUGCGUAUAUAAGCGAUGCGAUGCGGUUGAGGCGCGAAAAGCCCGGAGACAGAGUGGGAAGGCCCCAAAAGGGAACAUGAAGAAGCGGCGUCCAUCCAUCAGCGCGGGUCUCUCGAGUAACGAAGAUGGCGAGGGCGCAGAUGGAAACGGGCGGACGUUUCCUAAUACUUUGGGCGACAGCCCAUCUGUACGCAAACAGCCACGUCGACACGUCAAACCACGUUCCUACUUUGACCUCCUGGAUUACGACUCCGACUUCGACUGGAUUGGUGCUUCGAACUCCACCUCCCCCGGCCGCAGGAAAACUCUUGGCUUUCGCAACGCAGAUUUUGUGUCAUUUGAUGACUUCAUCGGCGACGCUUUUGACGAAGGUGUGCGACAUCGCAGGCCUGGUUUCUCCAAGGUUCCACCAAUCAGAAGGAAAACCGAGAAGAGUCCUCAGGAACAGACUCCACCCAGCGUUCUCGCUGCACUCGCCAACGGUUUUGCUGAGAGAGAGACGGAGCCCGAGGAACCCACGCACAAGAUCUGUGUGGAUUUUAAGGAGGACUUCAGUCUGGAAAGCGCUUGGCUCACGGGAGGUCUAAGUAUCCUGACUUCUCUCCCUCUUGUGCCUCAGUACGUCUGCCUGCUGUGUGCCAGUAAAGGCCAACAUGAGAUGCUGCACUGUCAAGUAUGCUGUGAGCCUUUCCAUCGGUUCUGCUUGGAACCUUCCGAGCGCCCCCUGGAGGAGAACAAGGAGAACUGGUGUUGUCGUCGCUGCAAGUUCUGCAGGGUCUGCGGCCGCAAGAACAAAGAAACCAAGCCUCUACUGGAAUGUGAAAGGUGUCAAAAUUGUUACCACUCUGCCUGUCUGGGUCCCAACUACCCCAAACCCAACAAACGUAAAAAGCUUUGGGUGUGUAUGACCUGCAUAAGGUGUAAGAGUUGUGGCGUGACUCCAGGAAAGAGCUGGGACACGGAGUGGAAUCACGACAAGGGUUUGUGUCCCGACUGCACACGAUUAUUUGAUCAAGGAAACUACUGCACCAUGUGCUUCAAGUGCUAUGAAGAUAAUGACUAUGACAGUCAGAUGAUGCAGUGUUCCACAUGUAACCACUGGGUCCAUGCUAAAUGUGAAGGGCUGACAGAUGACCUGUAUGAAAUCCUGUCCAGUCUGCCCGAAAGCGUGGUUUACUGCUGUCAGCCAUGCUUACAAUCCCACCCUGAUGGAGAAAUCAGUGGAGCUGGCUGGAGGGAGGUGCUUCAUCAGGAGCUCAGGGCCGGCCUGGAGAAAGUGCUGUCUUGCUUGCUUAGCUCCCCCCUUACCAGCCACCUGGUCACCUGCAAGGGGUGUGCUGCGCUGGGUUCUCCCAACACUGUGACUGAAGCUUUGCCCGUUUGUGACCUCCACGCUGUCGGAGUGAAGUUUGAGGAAGGCUUGUACACAUCCCUGAAAUCUUUUCAUGAGGAUGUGAUCAAAGUGAUUUGCCGUCACAUUGAAGAAGAAGAAGGCCUACCAGAGGAUGAAAGACCCACUGCUCUGGCCCGCUCCUAUUAUCUGACGCUAAUAGAGGAAGUUUACGGUUGGUUCAACAGUCAAGACCCUAAAGUGUGGGAUCCACGUUCCAAACAUCUGCCUGCUGGUAUGCUUCCACAUGCCGUAAUGCCUCCAAACUAUGAGCAUGUUUAUGCACAAUGGCGUGAGAUGGACAGCUGCGAUAAGACUGGGGAUGGCGCAUCGCAGCUGGUUGGAGGACAUGUUGAUAUUAAAAUGGGAGAAGCGGCAGAUCUUUCCACACCUUUGGCGCAUAACACCAGCAGGAGCUGCUAUAUGGACAUGAGUGCGCUACGACUGCAGCUGAAAGGUAAAAAGGGUCGCUCCUCUAAAGCAGACCUAGACACUGGUUGGUCAAAAGAAGAUGAAAGGCAAUGCGCGCUGUGCCAAAAAUAUGGGGAUGCAAAAGCCAGUGAUGCAGGUAGACUGCUUUAUCUGGGGCAGAAUGAGUGGGCCCAUGUGAACUGCUCUAUGUGGUCUGCGGAGGUGUUCGAAGAAGAUAAUGGCUCACUUCUGCACGUCCAUAGUGCUGUUGCUCGAGGUCGUCUGAUGCGUUGUGAACGAUGUAACCGAACUGGGGCGACGGUAGGUUGCUGCCUUACUUCAUGCCAGAGCAACUACCACUUCAUGUGUGCCCGCCACCGCAACUGUGUCUUCCAGGAUGAUAAAAGAGUCUUCUGUCACAAGCACCGGGACCUUAUAAGUGGAAAAAUUAUCACUGGUCAAGGGUUUGAAGUGCUUCGGAGAGUUUAUGUGGAUUUUGAAGGGAUAAGUCUUCGCAGGAAGUUUUCGACUGGAUUAGAACCAGAAUCAAUCAAUUUAAUGAUAGGUUCUUUACUAGUAGAAAAGCUGGGAAAGCUUAGUGAAUUAUCGGCAUGUCAUGGGAAACUUUUCCCUGUGGGUUAUAAAUGCUCUCGCUUUUAUUGGAGUACUGUAAACCCUCUUCGGCGCUGCAAAUAUACAUUUCGUGUUCGAGAUGUCCGACCCCCUGUUCAGGAAAAACCAGUGGAAGAGCUACCCAAUCAGGGAGAAAAUUGCACAAUUGCCCACAGCCCAUGCCCCCAGUCAGAAUCUGAAGCUCAAGUAGCAGACUUUACCCCUACAAAUCCUUCCACUGAAAGAGAUUCCACCUCUGUAUCUGUUUUUGCCAAACCGGACUUCGGUGCCCGACCCAAAAUCUCUUUAUACCCUCAGAACAGAAGACCUGCUGGAGGGCUGUCCAGACCACUGCCUUCUCCAGGAGCUGCCCCAUCCAAGCCUCACCACAUCUUGACUAUUAGUGAUUUGGACGACACUCGAAGGCCACGACGGCAUAGCCCACACUCUCAGAAUAGUAAUACCCGCAGUCACAUGACGUCCCCUACUCUUGGAUCCCCAGCAGGCCCAAUCACAUCUAGAGCUGGUGGAUCCCACAACCAUAAAUCCUCCCAACCUUCCUCACCAGUUUUUCCUCUUGGUGCUACUGAAAACUUGCUGACCUCUUCAUCAGCUCGCCCUGUUGGUCGAAGUGCUUCCUCAGUCUGGGGUUCUGGAAUAUUGAUGCCCCAUUCUACCUCAGGACUGUUUUCACAGUCCACAUGGCAAGGUGGCAUUGGCAGUACACCAUGCACCAACCGAGCCCUUAGCUCUCCCACCCAUCUCUCCACAAGACCCCGACCUUUUGAGUUCAGUCAUUUAGACUCUGUAGAACUUCCACACAAUUUCAUAGCAUCACCACAAGAAUAUCCAACAGAAAAUGGUGCCUUGCCUUUAGGAGACCCUUUAGGUAUGCAAAAAGUCAAUCAUCUAGUAAGCGACAAGGAUUUCUCUUACCCUUCCUUUCACUUAGAGGCAGACCUAACUAUUGCACCGGAGCUAAAAACUGAGCUUGAAAUUGAAGAAACUGUGCUGAAUGAGGGAGUAGCCAUGAACUGCAGUGCGCAAAUUGUAGUUGGCGAAGAAAGCCAGGAAGGCUUUUGGGUCCCAGAAGAGAAGUCAAAAAUGUCCGCUUCCAGAUUGACUUGUUCAGUUGAUCCUUGUAGGCAAGACUGGGACAAUAGUUCUUCUGAUGAAGACAUGGAGAACUACUUUAAUUUCACUCGCACUGUGGUUAGUCGCAAGGCUCCAAAAGAUGCCUCUCUGACACCUACAUCUCCAUCUUUGAGGCAUAUUUCCCAACUUGAUGGUGUAGAUGAUGGGACAGAGAGUGAUACAAGUGUGGCUAAUACUGAUAACCAGAGAAUGAAGAAAUUGAAUCAGGUCCAAAAGCCACACAAGUCAUUUAAUCCUGAACCCCACGAACAGACAGCCAGCAAUGGGCUCUGCUUAGCUUUUCCAAGUCCUGUUUCUAAUAUUUCAUUAAAUAGGUGUUUUUUAGAACCCAUGUCUAAUCCUGUUGACACUCCUGCCUCGGAGGCUGUUGUUGUUUCUGAUCCUUCUACAGUAACUCAACCAUUGCAUUCAAACCCUUUGGUUUUUUUACCUCCACAAGACUCCACUUUGACUAAUUUCGUUGACCAUACGUCUUUAAACACAGCAUUUUCUGCAUACAGUGAAGAUUACCAAACAUCUAGUUUAGUUUUUGACCCAGAGACACCCCUGAUCCUUGAGAGGUGUGAUCCACCUUUACCCAGUGCAAGUUUCACGGAGCUGGUCCCAGUUCAGGAAUACUCUACUGUUGAAACUCAAAAAGAGUCAAAGGAAAUUUACUUGGAUCCUAGUAGUGGGCACUUUGUAUCUACUAUGGAUGACUCUACAGUUUACCCAAACAACUUGCCAGAGGCUAUUUCUGACAUUCUUACUUUGGGCCCAGUUAAUGGAAUUCAGACUCCACUGCAUCAAAUUCCUGUUCCCUACACAGAGUUACCUAUAUCUGCAUCAUCUGUUGAACAUUUAUCCUCCGAUCCCUCUGUUCAAAAUCCUUUAACAACAUUUCCAAGCCAGGUACCUUCUUCAAAUGUUCAUUUGUAUCCUGUUCAAACUCCUGAGGGUAGAAUGGUCUUGCCUCCCAUGGAGAGUUUCAGAACCAAACUGCAUCCCCCUGCAGACCCAAAACAACCAGCCCCUUCAGUCCCUGGAGGCGCAAUGCCGUGUGUUCCCACAAAUUUGCCACAGAAACCAGAUUCAAUGCUCUCUGUGCCAUCAGCCACUGGUGUGCCCCCUGGGACUUAUGAGCCAGUUUCUGCCACAGAGUCUGUCUCUUUGUAUCCCGUUUACUCGCAGCCCAUUGGUUCUACAACAGUCGGCGAAGUUUUGUUAUCUCCAUCUGUAACCUCUCAAACAUCAGUUCAGUGCCAAUCAACACCUGCUGCCAUUGAGCCAGACUCUGCUCCAGGUGUCAUUAAUGGUUACAACACCAUGCCUAUGCAAAAAGAAACUGGCCCAGGACGGACAAUUUCCAUAAAUUUCUCAACCCCCAGAACAACAUCGGAACCUCAACAACAGUUGGUUACCCAGGCAUUACCAGGUCACGCUAUUCUCACUGUAAAAGAAGUGGGUGGACCCAAUGUGGAUCCCACCCCACAUGUUUUACUAGUCAAUCGACUGGGUCAGAUUUUUGUCAAGAACCCUGAGAGCAACACCUUCCAGCUUCCAACUCCAAACUCACCUUCUUUCAAUUGCGUCACCCAAAUUGCCAGCCUCUUGCAAAGCAAUGCCUUGUCAGCAACACUUGCUGCAGCUAGUAACUUGUCCACAGUGGCCGGGCCCACAAUUCCAGCACAAGUCUCCCAAAUUGUGACUCCAAUGGUACAGACCUCUAACACCAUUACCCAGCUACUCACUACCAGUAGCAAUGGGUCAGCAUCACUACCAGCUGAUGCUAAGAAGCCUCGUAGGAAUGCCAAAGCUUCUUUAGAUAGUUCCACAGCAGGAAUGAAGAAACCACGGACAAAGAAGGAUUCCUCCACACCUAGGCGGCCCAAAUCUGGUCCCUCAAGCAAACAGUCUGCAGGUCAGAUUACAACUUCAUCAGAUGUCUGUAAUCAAGCGGAAAGUGCUCAAGCUAUCAUCAACCAGGCUAUGGCUGGUUAUUAUGAUCCCAACAAGACUGUUUUUAGCAUCUCACCACCACAUAACACUACCCCUGCUGGCCGGCCUCAAACAUUUAGCCCAGUAGUUUUACCCGAAGAUCUCCUUGUUGAACCAAAAGUAGUAGCUUCUCCACCAUCCCCACCAGAAGCAGCACCCCGACCAAAGCAGGUUCGAAUGAAAAGAGUGUCCUCUCUUUCUGACCGAAUUGCCACCAAGAAAUCAAAAGCAGACUUUUUAGAAUUCGAUCGCCUUAGUGGAUUGGAAGAAGCAUGCAGGUCUAGCUCACUAUCAGCAAGGUAUGGAGUUCGAAUCAAAACACCAACCGUCAAGGGAAUACUUGAUCUGGAUAAGCUAAAUGAAGAGCCAAGUAGUGACUCAGAGAGUGCAAGAUCUGGUCCUUGGGAUCGUCUAUCAUUGUCUCGAGUUGGAGACGGCAACAAACCAGCAAAUUGGGAUUCUGCUAAUCGCAGUGGACUAACUGACUGGAACAAAUAAUUAGGGAUGCCGUCUUGCUCAGAUGAUGAGGUUCCUCCAUCAGACAGUGAAGAAGAAAGUCCCCCUAACCGUGACCAGCCCCACCUACGCUUUGAGAUCUCAAGUGACGAUGGCUUUAGUGUAGAGGCAGAGAGCAUUGAA
Molecule: messenger RNA, 10407 nt
Organism: Misgurnus anguillicaudatus (oriental weatherfish)
Lineage: Eukaryota; Metazoa; Chordata; Actinopteri; Cypriniformes; Cobitidae
Gene: kmt2bb
Product: lysine (K)-specific methyltransferase 2Bb
Biological process (GO): positive regulation of DNA-templated transcription
Cellular component (GO): nucleus; histone methyltransferase complex
Molecular function (GO): zinc ion binding; DNA binding; protein binding
Source: RefSeq, a predicted model, not a curated record